This is a messenger RNA of Dreissena polymorpha, 1730 nucleotides long. Its product is annotated as sphingomyelin synthase-related protein 1-like. Gene Ontology annotation, molecular function: sphingomyelin synthase activity; protein binding; ceramide cholinephosphotransferase activity. Lineage: Eukaryota; Metazoa; Mollusca; Bivalvia; Myida; Dreissenidae. Gene Ontology annotation, biological process: ceramide biosynthetic process. Gene Ontology annotation, cellular component: Golgi membrane; endoplasmic reticulum membrane. The transcript is spliced from 5 exons. The coding region runs from base 460 to 1716 and encodes 418 amino acids. The record is from RefSeq and is a predicted model, not a curated record.
AUCACACUAGGACAAGGAACCUUACAUAGCACGAGUAAAAUCACACUAGGACAAGGAACCUUACAUAGCACUAGUAAAAUCACACUAGGACAAGGAACCUUACAUAGCACGAGUAAAAUCACACUAGGAACCUUACAUAGCACGAGUAAAAUCACACUAGGAACCUUACAUAGCACGAGUAAAAUCACACUAGCAACCUUACAAAGCACAAGUAAAAUCACACUAGGACAAGUAAAAGUGGGGGAACUUUUCUUAAAAGAUGGAUGCUUUAUAAAAUAUUCGUGCCCUUUGAAGCUAAAUAAGCGGAGUGCAGGUAAACAUUUUUUUAAAUGCACACAAAGUUACAGAAGUAUUCUAUGUGAAGAUUUUACACACCAUGGUGCUAGUUUUCCACAGACAAGACAGAAACCAUGAAUGGGUAAUUCUGCAACAAUGAUUGACAAAGUCAAGUAAAGCAUAAUGGAAAAUCAAGAUGUACUAAGUUGGACUUGUAAAGAUGUUGGAGACUGGUUGAAAGAAAACGGUUUUGAAAAAUAUGCUGGGGAAUUUAGUGUACAUAAAAUAGAUGGCUUAGUAUUACUGAUGAUGGACGAAGCUGAUCUACGACAACCACCUUUGCAAUUAGAAAUACUAGGAGAUGUUAAGAAGCUUUUUUCCUGUAUUCAAAAACUUAAAAGAGGGCAUUAUAAUGGAAGAGAUCAUUCUUUGUCUACACACUAUGAUUCAGUGGAUGGGACAUCAUUGAAUAGUGCUUGCUGCUCCUCGCAUCACAGACCUGCUGUGCAGAGAAUGCUAAGUAGUGACACCGGCACUGAUGAUGAAACGAUCGACAAGGAAAUAGAAAGAAUUGCUAGCAAAAACGGAAGCUAUACCCAGAACAGUGAUCCAGAGAUUUUUAAAACAUUGUUGAGUUUUAUCUACGUGUUUGUUGUGUUUCUUCUGACAGCAUUUAUCAUGACUGUAGUCCAUGACAGAGUGCCAGAUCCUCAGAAGUAUCCACCACUACCUGACAUUUUCCUUGACAACAUGCCGUACGUGCCUUGGGCAUUUGAAGUCUGCGAGAUGAUUGGAGUAGUCAUGUUCAGUAUUUGGGCCAUUAUUUUAUUCUUCCAUAAGCACAGGUUCAUCCUGAUGCGUCGCAUGUUCUCCAUGCUGGGUACAACAUUCCUGCUGCGCUGUGUCACUAUGCUCAUUACCUCCCUCUCUGUACCUGGCAUCCAUCUGCAGUGUGGACAGAAGUUUGGGACCUGGUAUUCCAAGAUGACACGGACCUUUGAGAUCUGGUCUGGCUUUGGGAUGUCCAUACAGGGAGUCAAGUCAUGUGGAGACUACAUGUUUAGUGGACACACUUCAUGUAUCACACUCCUCAACUUCUUUAUUACUGAAUAUACCUCCCGACGUCUCUAUCAGCUGCACACGUUCACGUGGGUUGCCAAUCUGUUUGCCAUAUUUUUCCUGCUGGCUGCACACGAGCACUACUCCAUCGAUGUUUUCAUUGCCUUCUACAUCACCAGUCGUCUCUUCCUCUACUACCACACUCUCGCGAAUAAUCGCUCUCUCAUGGCACGGGACAAAUAUCGCCGACGCAUCUGGUUUCCUCUGUUCUCAUAUUUUGAGUCAAAGUGUGAUGGAAUCGUGCCAAAUACAUAUGAAUGGCCUUUUCCUUAUCCUAAAUCUUGUGUACACUAUUUUGAGAAGAAGCAAAAACGGCAUUGAAACUAGAUUAUUGU